Messenger RNA from Paramecium pentaurelia, 1225 nucleotides. Lineage: Eukaryota; Ciliophora; Oligohymenophorea; Peniculida; Parameciidae. The record is from the annotation of a GenBank genome assembly.
AUGCAAUAAUUGUACAGUUAUUGAAAUUAUUUAGUGUCGAAAUGAAGGCUGCGACUUGGCAAAAAGAUUCUCAUGGUUUAUUUGAUUAUGAAACUCAACUUCUCACAAUUGAAAAGUAUAUCAUAAUGUAAGAGAAAAAGGUUUACCGAUUGGGUAUAAUUAUACAAAUAAUAUUAAAUAGGUUAAGAGAUUAGUACACAUUCUCCAGAAACUGAAUAACUAGAGUCUCAAUAAUAUUUAACUGCAGUUAAAGAACAAAAUAAUAAGUUUUAUAUCAACCCUAGUGGAUGUGAUGAAAAUGAAAAUUUUUUAAUAGUUAGAAGUUUAAAAAAUAGUUAAGGAGGAUAGAAAGUAUUAGUUGAUAAUUAAAAUGAAAGGGAUAUAAAAUGGAACCUGGAGACAUAAUAAAAUUAGGAAGAAUGGAAUACUUGAUAAUAGAAACAAGGAAUAAGGAUAACUUAGUUAAUAAAGCUACAAAUGAAAUGUUAAAAGUAUAACUUGAAUAAAAAGUCAGGAUUGGUUUGAAAUAACUGCUUCCUAUGUUACAAAUACUUAAGCAAUCUGUCGAUUUUGCUUAAUGGAGACAUAGUCUAUAGAAGAUCCCUUCAUUUCUCCAUGUAAUUGUAAAGGAAGCUGUGAGUUUGUUCAUUUCAGUUGUAUGAGACAAUGGAUAGAGAGUAGAUGCCAAAUAAAAUAGUUAAAUAGUGCACAAUCAUAUAGAUGGAAAUAGUAUUUAAUAUUAACAUUUUAGACAAUAAUGUGAACUUUGUGAAUCUAUAUUACCUUUGAAAAUAAAUAUGGAAGACAGAGAACUUUCUUUGGAUUUAAUAUAGCGUCCUUCAACACCAUAUUUAAUAAUGCAAUCAAGACAUAAAAAAGAGAAGAAACAUGGUAAAGCUGUAUAUGUCAUUUAAUUUUAAAAUAAUGAACCUAUUAAAAUAGUAAAUAUAUAAUUUAUAUUAUAGGGAAGAGGUCAUCAAUGUGAUAUAUAAAUAUCAGAUAUUUCAGUAUCUAGAUUACAUGCUUACAUAAAAUAUGAGGAUGGUAACUUCAUGAUUCUUGACAAUAAUAGUAAGUUUGGAACAUUAGUAAGAUUAUUCUAACCAUAUAAAAUAGAGUAAGAGAAGGUUGCUUUAUAAGUAAUAUUAGUAUUGAAUUUUAGGUUGGACGCACAGUCUUGACUUUUGUAGUAAAACAGCAACAGUCUAUUGAAGAUAAAAAUUGA